UUCUCCACCUGAACGGAUCGAACAUGGCCGACGGCGCCACCGCGGAAACCCCGCCUCUUCCGACCCCCUCCAGAGCCGGAAGCGGAAGUGGCGAGCUUCGUUCGCCGCAGUCUCUUCCGCUGCUGGCCGGGUGUUUCUUGAGCAGUUUCCGGUUGGUCGUGGUUCGGCCCAAUCCGGCGUCCGGUAGGCCGGCGCGUAGGAGAGGGAAGCAGAUGGAAGGUGGAAUUAGAACGAGUUUGUCCCGGGCCGCCCUGGGGUCAGCUUAGAGAGGCCUACGCCGCUCACUUCCGCCGCGGCCUCGGGGCCUCCCGGAACGGCCAGGUCCAGAGGCGGCCCCAGCGAAAUAUCCUAAGGGCGCUUCCGCGGGGUCGUUUAGGUUUCAUCCUGUGCUCCCCUCUUCAAAAGCCUCCAAAGCAGCCUUCGUGAUUUUUCUUCGAGAGGUAAAGAAUUUCCGCCUUUAGGGUUCGUUGACUCCAGCCCUGUGUCCUCGAGUCCUCACGCACCCGGCGAUUCCGGCACAUGCCGGUGUUCUAAGGACCCUUUCGCCUUCCUGAGGAAAAGAUAGAGGCAGAAAGGAUAAUGGCUGAGCGUUUGAGAAGUUGUUCUCGGGACUCAGUGACCUUCGCUGAUGUAGCUGUGGACUUCACCCAGGAAGAAUGGACUUUACUGGACCCCAUUCAGAGAAAACUAUACAGAGAUGUGAUGCUGGAGAACUACAAGAACCUGACCACAGCAGGGUAUCAAUCAUUGAAACCCACUCUGAUCUCUUGGUUGGAACAAGAAGAUGAUUUGAGGACAGUGGAAAGAAGAGGAGUCCUCCAAGCCUCCUGUUUCUUUCUACAAACUCUUACAUUUAUUAUUUUUUUAUGGGAAAUGCAACUUAAAACCAAAGGCUCAGCAAUUCAGCAGGAUAAUCUUGGGGGAGAAACAUCUGUUGGGAUGGAAACAGUAACAUUGGCAAGAAUGCACAAUGGAUGGAAACUCUGUAACUGUGAGCAAUAUAGGAAGACUUCAAUGAACACUUGAGCCUUAGGACAGGCAGGAGAACUCAAAAUGGAGGCAACACUUAUGAGCAUAAUGAGUAUGGAAAAAGUUUCCUUACUCUGCAGAAGAAAACCUCUAUGGUUGUGAAGCAUUUUGUGUUUAAUCACUGUGGAAAAGCCAUCAUCCUGACUCCAAAUAUUGUGGACAGGAAAACCUGCAUGGGAGAGAAAGCCUUCGAAUGCAGUGAUGGUGAGGAAGCUUGUGUGAAUCAGCCUUCUCUUCAGGCACAAGUAGUAACUGAGAAUGGGGAAAAACACUGUGAACAGAAGGAACAUGGGAGAGCUUCUGUUCACUCCACAAGGCAUGGUAUACCUGUACGAAAUCACACCACAAAAAAAAGUUAUGAAUAUAAGGAGUGUGGGAGAGUCUACAAAUAUCAUAUCCAUUAAAAUUCACAUGGGAGCCCACAGUGGAGAGAGAAACCCUAUAAAUGUAAGGAAUGUGGGAAAGCUUUCAUUAUAGCUUAUGAACUUAAGAGGAAUAUAAAAAAUCUCAUACUGGAGAAAAGCCCUUUAUAUGUAAGGAAUGUGGGAAAGCCUUCAUUAGAGCUGAUCACCUUAGGAGCCAUAUAAAAUCUCAUACUGGAUAGAGGCCCUUUAUAUAUAAGGAAAGUGGAAAAUCCUAUUUUUAUCCCUUAUUCCUUAAUGAUCACAUGCAAAAUCAUAGUGAAAUAAAAGUGCAUAAAUGUAGGGAGUGUGGGAAAGCCUUCCUUACUUCCUAUAGACUUAACAUAUAAAAUCUCAUAGUGAAGAGAGGCCUUUUCCAUGUGAAAAAUGUGGAAAAUUCUUUAAAAGUUCUUCAUAUCUUAAGAUUCACAAUCGAAUUCACACUGGAACAAAACCAUAUAAAUGUACGGAAUGUGGUAAAGCCUUCAUCAGGCCUUUUGUACUUACUGAACACAUGAAAACUCAUGCUAGAAAGUUUUUAUGUGAAGAUUGUGGAAAACUUUUUGUCAGAUCUCAGUUUAGGGACCAUAGAAAAUCUCACAUUGGAGAGAAGCCCUUUCUAUGUGAUCAGUGUGGAAAAUCCUUUAAACAUUCCUUAUACCUUCAUUGUCACAAGACAAUUCACUCUGGAAUAAAACCUUACAAAUGUGAGAAAUGUGGGAGAGCCUUCACUUGGAAAUCAGACCUUUCUAAACAUGUCCAAACUCAUGGUGGAGAGAAAGAAACCUGAGGAUGUAAACAAUGUGAGAAAUCCUUCAGUUAUUCCAACUCCUCAGGAAAAACUCACCCUCUAGCAAAAUCCUAUAAAUGAAGAAUAUGUGAGAAAGCCUUCAGUUCUCUUUGUUCAUUUGUCUUGUAAGAAAUCACUUUGUCUAACUGAUGUCAGGUAUGUGGGAAAGCCCUCAGUUGCCCUGAUACACUUGACGUGAAAAGAGCACACUGGAGUGAUGGUCUUCAAGCAUAAGAAAUGUGGGAAAGCCAUCCAUCUCACAACCCAGCCUGUUAGGGCUCACAGUGAAGCCAUACUAUUAAGAAACAUGGAAAGCACUUUAUUGUUUGCUCAGGGAAAUAUAUAUUCCCUAAAUAUGAGAGAUGUUUCAAUGCAGAGGAACUCUACUGAUAUAAGAUUUCUGGAAAACUGUACAUCUCUUGAGUACUUUGAUGUUCACUUGUGAUCUCACUGUGAAGAAGAACAUUAGAAAUGUGAGAAAUAUUGUAGAGUCAUCAUUUUUUUCCACUAGAUUGUUGCUCAUGCUUAAUAAACAUGGGGUGAUUCACAGGCAAGAGAAAUGGAGUGUAGUAAAUAUGGGAAAUGCUACCCUGAGUCUGAAAUCUUAGGGUUUCUGAGAAAGGAUAGUGUUCCAGGUGGUCCCAAAGAUCUAUUUUGAACAUUUUUCAUUUGGCCAUGACCUUUCCUGGGCAGUGAUAUGUCUUUCCCUCAUCAUCAGGCCAGGCCAGUCUAGUUGCUACAUUUUCCAGGUCACAACCUGGCCAAAAGUGGGCCUACAGGAUUCACACUUAGGGCCCCUGCUUUUUCCUGUUGGAUGGACCUGGUCUUAUAUUGUGAAGACAGGAACUGCUUGACUAUGUAUGAGGCUCACCAAGUCCAUCUACAUCAAGUCCCAAUGGCCAAAGUGGAGGAUAUAGUACAUCUCUGUAAAUCUUGUAAAGAUGGCUUUGUCCUCUCUCACACCUGAUCCUUUCAGGGUCAGGGUCAAGCAUGGGAUGAGUAGAGAGGAAGUGAGAUUUCAUCUACUAAUGUGAGACACCCUGAUUUCCUGACCUUUGCGGGAGAACAACACCCCGACACCUGUGGAGGACAUUCAACCACAGGCCUUGCAGGAAGAGGGUGAGAUUGUUCCUUUUCACCCCUAUAUUUAGCUCCACACCCAUGCAAAACAAUCAUGUCAUGUGUCUGGAUCAAGCAUUGUCUGCUGUAGGUGACAUGUCCUCCUUCUGGGUUUGUACUCCAAUCCAAGUGCUUGAAAAGUGAAAAACUCAUGUGACUGGCUGCUCCUGAUAAUGUGCGCUGCUUGAUGCCAUGACUGGCAGUUCCUGAAGGUGGGCUUUGGGUUCAGACACAGACAAAUGACUAGUACACCUAUUAUUCCUCUUAAAGAUAGCUUUACGGAGGUUCAUCUCUCCUCAGUUAUUCCCCAGUCUUUGUCACCACUGGGAAUUACAGAAAUUGAACAGGAUAUGUCAGGAAUUUUUUUUUUUUUUUUUUUUUUUGCGGUAC
This is a messenger RNA of Delphinapterus leucas (beluga whale), 3729 nucleotides long. Lineage: Eukaryota; Metazoa; Chordata; Mammalia; Artiodactyla; Monodontidae. The record is from RefSeq and is a predicted model, not a curated record.